Messenger RNA from Nymphaea colorata (pocket water lily), 2063 nucleotides. RefSeq lists its product as uncharacterized. Bases 214 to 1773 code for a protein of 519 amino acids. The record is from RefSeq and is a predicted model, not a curated record. Gene Ontology annotation, cellular component: Golgi apparatus; membrane. Gene Ontology annotation, biological process: transport. NCBI's taxonomy places the organism in Eukaryota, Viridiplantae, Streptophyta, Magnoliopsida, Nymphaeales, Nymphaeaceae. The transcript is spliced from 5 exons.
ACUUGUCAUGCUGUUCACUGAACCAGAGGAAGAGAGGAGAGAGUGAGCGGGAUUCUUACGUUAUGGAGGGGAGAGAGAGAGAGAGAGAGAGCGUCAGUGGAAUGCUUACUUUGCACGCCUUGACUGAUUGAUUGUCACCUUCCUCCAUUAUCGUUCCCGUGUCAAGCUCGUGGAAGGAGAGAGAGAGGGAGAGAGGAAAGGGGGCGGGGGAGAAUGGAGGGAGGGAAGUGGUGGAGGAGUCGAUGGCGAGAGGUGGUGGUUCUUCUCUUAGGGUUGGCUCUCUCCGGGGCCGAGGGAUCGAUACACGAGUACAACGGAGGCACGUUCACACCCCAGAUGAACGCCUUCUUCUUCCACGGCGGAAGCGAGGGUAUCUACGCUUCCAAGGGCGGCAACUCCUCCAACGGCAAAUCCUUCAUCCAAUUUGAGUCUAUCACGUUUAGGAGAACAAAGAACGCUGCUGCACGACAUACGGAGAUGGAACAGAGGACUGGUCGGAUUGAGGCAAUAAUUGUUGAAAUAAAAGACAGGGAGAAAAUUGGUGGUGCUUAUCUUAACUCAGAUGCAAUAUGUUGUACCACAGAGCUUUCUAAGGAUGGAUCUUGUAAAAGAGGAGAGGUGAUCGUUCGUAGAAAUCCCGAUAACCGAGAAUGGCCAAAACGCAUUCCAACGUUUUUCUCAGGAGCAGAUGACGAAGCUAAGAUGGCAACAGAAACUGUAGAGAUAGACCACACUGGCAUGUAUUAUUUGUAUUUUAUGUUUUGUGAGCCACAACUCCAGGGAACUGUAAUUCAUGGGAAAACCAUUUGGAGAAACCCAACUGGUUAUCUUCCAGGGAAGAUGGUGCCACUUAUGUCCUUCUACAGCUUCAUGUCCUUAGCAUAUCUUAUCCUUGGUUUGAUUUGGUUUCUACAGUUUGUUCGAUUCUGGAAAGACAUAUUGCAGCUCCAGUAUUAUAUCACUGUUGUUAUUGCACUUGGUAUGUUUGAGAUGGCACUAUGGUACUUUGAAUAUGCAAAUUUUAACUCUACUGGGAUCAGACCAAUAGGCAUCACAGUUUGGGCUGUUACUUUUACUGCUGUCAAGAAGACUGUGUCUCGCCUUCUUCUUCUUGUGGUGUCCAUGGGAUAUGGUGUAGUUCGGCCAACAUUGGGUGGGAUAACUUCUCGUGUCUCCCUUCUUGGAUUUAUAUACUUUGUGGCAUCCGAGACACUUGAGCUCAUUGAAAAUGUAGGUAAUAUAGAUGAUUUCUCAAAAAAAGUUAGGCUGUUCCUUGUGCUCCCUGUCGCAGUUUUAGAUGCAUGCUUCAUCCUCUGGAUAUUCUCUUCACUAUCAAGGACUUUAGAAAAGCUUCAGAUGAGGAGAAGCAUGGCAAAGCUUGAACUGUAUAGGAAAUUCACCAACAGCCUAGCUAUAUCAGUGUUGCUAUCUAUUGUUUGGAUCGGAUAUGAGUUGUACUUCAAUGCAUCGGAUCCACUGAGCGAGCUCUGGGAAAGGGCGUGGUUGAUCCCUGCUUUUUGGAGUGUGCUUGCCUACUUAUUGCUUCUUGUCAUCUGCAUUCUUUGGUCUCCUUCUCAGAACCCUACCAGGUAUGCAUAUUCAGAAGAGACAGGAGAUGACUUUGAUGAUGAAGAAAGUGUUGCAUUAACUAGUAGUGCUUCAAAAGCUUCGGGAGAUUUAGAGAGCAGGGCGGAGAGGAAGGAAAGAAGACCAGCAGGUCCAGAACAUGUGUUUGGGCCAGGAGAGGACCUUGAGGAGGAUAAGGUUGCAUAAUAAUUUCUAGUAUAUUUAUGAUGGCGAUCUCUUUCAAUGAUUCAUCUUCUGAAGAAGGAAAACAGAAAAGCGGGAAAAUGGAAGUACAAAUGGCAUCUCUGCCUUGCUUGAUAAAGACCAGGCUGAUGUCAUGCCUGAUGAGUAUCCAUGUGAAUAUUAUCAAAUGCACUGAUGCUUGCAACAACAUGUUACAGGGCUUUCUGGAAGCCAGAUUACAUUGUUGUCCUGUGCAUCUGUCAACUGUACUGACUCUGGUGUAAAACAAAAAUGAAAAUGUGUACUGUUUUCUA